UAAACAAACCUGCACCAGCCACGAUCUGUUGACGUCUUCUGAACCAACAGUCACAUUCAGCGAGACCUUCAGUGUAUCACCUCACUUCACACACAGGCGCUUUGUGAAAAUGACGAAUCUGCGACCGAGACUGCAACUGACUGACGUCAUCUGGAAUAAAGACAACAAAUCACCGGUUGCUAUGAUCCCCAGUUAAACUAGAUCACCGGCUUGUUGUUAUUCAGGUGUGACUAUGGGGAAGUCAAUUUCCCACCUCACCAAGCAGACAAGCGAUGACGAGGACCGGCUCUCCUCUCCUGAGGACGAUCAAACUGAGGAUGGCAAGGACGGAGACGUCUCCCAGUUUCCUUACGUGGAGUUCACAGGACGGGACAGUGUGACAUGUCCCACAUGUCAGGGCACAGGGAGGAUACCCAGAGGACAAGAAAAUCAAUUGGUGGCAUUGAUUCCAUACAGUGACCAAAGGCUACGGCCCAGGAGGACGAAGUUGUAUGUCUCAGCGUCAGUGGUGGUCUGCCUGUUACUGUCCAGUCUGGCCGUGUUCUUCCUCUUCCCUCGCUCCAUCGACGUCUCCUAUGUUGGGGUGAAGUCUGUUUUCGUCAGCUACGACCAAGACAAGCGCAGCGUCUAUCUCAACAUCACAAACACUCUCAACAUUACCAACAACAACUACUACUCAGUGGAGGUGGCCAACAUCACAGCCCAGGUGCAGUUUGCCAAGACAGUGAUCGGUAAAACUCGCAUCAAAAACAUCAUUGCCAUCAGCCCUCUGGACAAGAUACAGACUGAUUAUAUGGUUCCCACCAUCAUCGCAGAUGAGAUGAGCUACAUGUAUGACUACUGCACCCUGCAAACCAUCAGGGUUCACAACAUUGUCGUCAUGAUGCAAGUCACUGUCACAACAACGUACUUUGGCCACGUGGAGCAGGUGUCUCAGGAGAUGUACCAGUAUGUGGACUGUGGAGGGAACACCACCUCUAUCAGAGGGAUGCCCCAGCCCUUCAACAUCCCACAUCCUGCUGAGUAACCCCCACCUGUGUGCUCCUCACUGGCCCUGACUCAGGCCCUGGAUGGUCACCCUAGGUGCUUUACGGUGUUCCCUCUUCUUCUAUACCUGCAGGGUCUAACAAUCUGCUGUUGACAUGAAAGUGUGGAGUGGAAUUCAAAACCAACACUAACAAAGACAACACUGAGAUAAGAAUUGCUCCCAGAAAAGUUUGCAAAGCAAAAGUGUUGACGUGUGUGGAAGCCCAUUGCAUUCAGCAAAGAAAGCAAAUCAACGGGAGUGCUUUGCUAAUUAAGAGAUCUGUCUCCAAAAGAUGUUUUUGUCACAAUUACAAGUGAACUUUUUCAUAAUUAAGAGAUCCUACAUCCUAUAUCUACUAAGUACUAAGUUUCUCUUAACUCGUGUUUGAAAUAAUUCAAAGGUGUUUCAUAUUUACAAGAUCCAUGACUCGUAAUUAUAAGAAAACAGUUGAGCAAAAAUAAUACUUAGUAGUUAUGAAAAGACCAUUGCAGUAAGUAGUAAACAGUGCAAUUGCAGUUUACACGUGUCAUAACUACAAGACCUGUUUUUGACAGUUGGGAGAAAUAAUAUCUAUAAUAUUCAAAUUUUUACAGAAAACCCAAUCUUUUAAAAUUACAAAAUCAUGACCUUGAAAUUAAGAGAGGAGAAUUUGCUACACUAUAGUGUAAUUAGAUUUAGUUAAAGCAUAUCGAUUAAACAAAAUAUUUUUUAAACUCAGAUCCAUAUUUUGAAAUAUGAAUCUAAUUAUUAUGAGAUGCUAAUAUAUGAUUCUACCGAAUGUGGCAAACCUUUUCUCCUUGAUGAAUGCAGUGUGCACUCCACAAUGUCGACUGGUUUAGGUGGCCCGCCAUUCAGCUGCUUGGGUGGGUGUGUGUUUGAUGGUCCAGGUGCAGCUCUGACUUUUCAGUUCUCUUUUCCACCUCUUGUGUGUUGUAGUGCAUGAGAAUGUGAGGCGGUGAGGAGUUUUAUCUUCCACCACCGUCUCAAAGCUGUGAGCAGUUCAUUUCUGUUUCACUAACAAAAAGUUUUGUCGCUGCUUCAUUAAGUUGUCUUCUUCUGUUUAUGUAGGCCUGCUGAUUUUAUCUCUAAUAUAAGUGCCAACAAAAUACCUGAAUUUCAACACCAACUUUGUUUUUCGAUAUCUUUGUUUGCAGUGUUUGAUGCCAGAACUAAUUUCAGUAUAAGAAGUGGUGGCACAUCUGUCUUUUCCAUGAUGUAAGAUUAGGUUUAUAGAUACAUGAGUCACCAUCAUAUCUCAACUGUAAUUAUUAUCCAGAGUAUCUAGUAGGCUAAAAGGUUGCUCUGUUUUUCUGCCUCACAUGCUGAAAGUUAAGUAUUGGAUUCAAUGUGUUAUAAUGUCUACUGAAAUAUAACAUCUGUUAUCAUGACAAUGCUCUUAGAUAAUUUUGGAUUUGCAAAAAGAGGGCGUAUGUUAGAAGAAUAAGCUAAAAAACAUCAUUAUUAUUUAAACUAUUUAAACCAUAAUGCACUACAUAGGUCUAUUUAAAGGGCACAUUUUAUUAUUGGUCUCCAGUUCUCUAAAACGUGUGUAUCCACCACAGUGUGUCGAGCUCUGUGAAGAUAAGUCAUGAAAACAUGGUGAUGUUACAGCACAAAAAUAUUCAGAUGCUGUUCUGUCGGACACUGACAUAAGUUCAUUUAUCUGUAUCUGCUUUGUUGUUUUUUUACAAUCUGCUUACUUGCCUAUAGUAGCUUUUGGCUGUCAGGUGCUCAGUAUUGGUUUGUUGCUUAAAUGGAGGCUUUUGUGUUGCAUUCCAAUUUAAAGAUAGAGGUGAACAUUCUGAUGGGGGCAGGUGGUAACAAUUUCUGAUGUGGGAGCUGUCCAACUUUUAAGAGAAAGUCUGCUUGUUUUUUUAUCAUUCCACUGUCGGGAUAGAUGGUUUUAAUCUAAUGUUUGCAAUUAAAGAGUUAUGGCUUCAUCACACCAGAAUUCAAAAUAACAUUUGGGGUAAAGUCGGUUCAUUUCAGAGAAAUCAAUGGAUUUCCUCAUCUGGGAGGAAGUUCAUUUCAUCACAUCUUGCACAUCAUCUUCAACUUGGGGAACUUUGAGAUAUUUCAGCCAGUAAACAAAAGCAAAAGUCGUUAAGUGAUCAGGGGCCUCAUUUAUUAAACAGUGCAUGAGACUCAUACUAAAAGUGUACGUGCGCACGAAAGCCGCAAAUGGCGUAAGCAAAAAAAAAAUCUAAAUUAUAAAACCGUGCCCAUGCUGACCUGAACGCAAUGCUCACUUUAUAAAUCACUGUCUACCCGAGAAUAUUAAAUUAUCCUGCUGACCAAUGGAUUUCCACCAUGAGUCAUGACCGUAACGGCAUCAAGCAAUCAGAAGAGGAAGCUAAACUUUCUGACACUGACAUCGAUGUGUUUGCUAAUCAGGUAGAGGUGAAGAGAGAUGUUAUGGGAAAGCAGUGAUGUCACUAAUAAAGAAAUACCUGAUAAACUGCUGCUGCUGUUAUUACAGUAAUGAGAGUGAGCACGAUUGAGUGAACGGCGCCUGAAAUAAAAAAAAGAUGAAUGUGAGGAGACUUGUAUCACCUGUUCGUAUUUGAAUCAUCCAAAACUGCAGGAAUAUUACAUUCAGAGACAGAUGUGAUGUCCUCAAUCUAUAGAAUUUAACAUAAUUAUUAUUAUAUGCUUGUGUUUGUACUGGGAUGGUUCGGUUCCGUUGGUCCGCUGGUUUGUGAGAUACUGAACUCAAUUCAGCACAAAGAUCACAGAUCUAUGUAUAUAUCUUCUUCAAUUAAAUAAAAGUUAGUUUUAGUGUUAAUGAUGAAGUGGGUCAUUAAUCUGGCUUCAGUUCACCACCUCACGUCUGCAGCGCCACUUUACCAUCUCCAAAUUCUUCGUACACGUGAAGUUUUCGUGGAAAUGCGCAGAUUUUGCCGUCAAGUUUCUUAAUAUAAAUCUCAACAUUUGCGUGAGAACGUACGCACGUUUCAGGCCCCGUUUUGUGCAUACGGAACUGAUAUAAAUGAGGCCCCAGAUCUUUUUGGGUGAGUUUCACCAUGUGUUUCCAUAUCCGCCUGCUCUCGUGGAGUAAAAGCUGCUCCACAGAAGAGGCUGCUUUGUACAGAGUCAUGAGUUUAAACAGCAGAAACAUAGGUAUAUGUAUAUGAAAGUCAACAUGGAGUAGCAAUGUUUAUUCAGUUAAUGUUAAAAUGUGUUUAUUCUGUCUUCACAUGUAACUAAUAGGUUGGGAAGAUUAAACUACAUCUGUAACUUUUGUUCCUAUAUAGAAAAGCACACUUGAAUUGUUAUUUAAUCCAAAAUGCACCUUUAACAAUCCCGAUGAAAACUCACUGUAGUAGUAGUAUUUAUUUAGGACUCCUAACAUAAACCCUUAACAACCCACUUGAACAAUAACUUUUAAAAAACAUGACUCCUACCUCUUCUGACAUGUUGUUGCUAUGUAUUUGUUUUGAAUAAAGUUUUACAAUCAA
Messenger RNA from Limanda limanda (common dab), 4485 nucleotides. Its product is annotated as transmembrane protein 106B-like. The record is from RefSeq and is a predicted model, not a curated record. NCBI's taxonomy places the organism in Eukaryota, Metazoa, Chordata, Actinopteri, Pleuronectiformes, Pleuronectidae. The transcript is spliced from 9 exons. The coding region runs from base 233 to 1027 and encodes 264 amino acids.